UCGACGACGAAAUAUCAAUUUUUGUUCUGGAAGUGCACACAUUUCUGCUGUUUCCAGCGCAAUGUAAUAUUUUUUGUCAAAUUUCGGUGGCGUUAAUUUGAGAUAUUGAUGUUUGGAGACAGGAUUUGUUCAAUUCAGGUCCAACCAGCUGUCAUUUAAAAUGAAGACAUGAUCAGACAUUUCUGGCAUCUUGAGAGGUACCGCUAACUUCGGCCUUUAGAUUCCUUGUUCCCUCUUACAAGCCACCAUGGAGUUCCCAGCCCCAGCAGACGGCAAGUUCCACCUCCUCUCUGAGAUGGACAACUUUGGUGAUCCGUUAUCCGCAAGUGAGAGGUCGUCAUACUGCGGCGAGGAUGAUGGGAGUUACAUGGAUGAUGCAAGCUCAGAAAUCAGUGACAUCUCGUGUCAAAGUGAAACUCGGCCUCGCCGGAGACCAAGUUAUUAUGCAUCGAGGCGGAGGUAUUUGUACCCAAAGAUUGACAAUGUUGAGCCACUGAACCCGGAACAAGUUCGGUGGUUUUAUCGGGAGGUUCGUGGGAAGAAGUGGAGCGCGUUCAUUGGCUACGAUUCUCUACGAAUAGAGUGCAAGUACCGUGAGCUUCAUUACGGGACUGGAGGAACACAUGAAGAGAACGUUGAGAUGAUUGUGGUGCGCGGAGGACUUUAUGAAGCUGAUGUUGUAGAUCGAAAGUGUUAUCCAAUAUACUGGACAGAAAUGAACGAAAUAGACAUAAUGCGUGGCACAUGGUUCCUUGACAGCUCCUGGCAGCCAGUGGAGGAAGGAUACGCAUCUCAGAUUGAGACGGAACAUUUGGCUAACUUUGAAAACGAGACGAUUCCCGACGAGCCGUUGACACUAACCAAGUCCAAGGGACAGAAAAAAGCGAUACACCAUAUGCACUUCAAAGAUUUCCAUGUUGACUGGUACGCUAUCAACGAGGUGUUUCUAUACAGCGAAGCGACCUCUUCUCGCCUUUAUAGACGAGUAGGGAACACAUUGGGAUUGCAGAAAAGCACAGGAGGUAGCAAGCUGCACCGAGGUUAUUAUGCUGAAGCUAAACCUGAUGAUAAACCGCCAGAUAUCACCCACCUUGUCUUUGUUAUUCAUGGAAUAGGGCAGAAGAUGGAGACGGGGAGCAUCAUCAAAAGUUGUGCUGACUUGCGUGAAUCAGUUGCAAAAAUGAAGAGCAAAUACUUCUCCCGUGUUGAAGAGAGUAAUCAGAGGGCAGAGUUUCUACCGGUAGAAUGGAGGUCAACCUUGAAAUUAGAUGGAGACACCGUGGAUUCGAUCACCCCAAGCAAGGUUCGGGGGUUGCGGACAAUACUCAACAGCAGUGCCAUGGACAUCCUCUACUAUACCAGCCCACUGUACAGAUCGGAGAUCACCCAUGGUCUCCAGACGGAGCUGAACCGACUGUAUAGUAUGUUCUGUGCACGCCAUCCAUACUUCGAAGCAAAUAGAGGAAAGGUCUCUAUUGUGGCCCAUUCUUUAGGUUGUGUGAUAACGUAUGAUAUCAUUAUGGGUUGGAAUCCCAUCCAGCUCUAUGACCAAUAUGUAGCUAAUGUGAUAGAAGAACAGUGCAGUCAAGCCGAUGGUGCUUCUGGUCUGAUCUCUGAACUUGAAAAGGCUAGGAAAAGAGUGAGUGAAUUGGAAGUAGAACUCCUGAGUUUAGCAGAAAGACAACACCUCAAAGUACCCACUCUGAAAUUCAGGGAAGGCAAUUUCCCCAAUAACGUCAAAUCGGGCCCCCUAUGGCGGGUCCUUCCAAAGUUGGAGAACUUCUUUUGCCUGGGUUCUCCCCUUGCUGUCUUCCUUGCCCUGCGAGGUGUCCGACCGAAAGGCAAUGGAACACAGGAUCACAUUCUUCCUCGGCAUAUUUGUAACCGUCUCUUCAACAUAUACCAUCCUGCUGAUCCAGUGGCCUAUAGACUGGAACCGCUCAUUCUGAAGCACUACGCAACAGUCCUGCCUCUAAAGUGUCAUCGUUGUGAAGCAAGUAAGCAAGAGUCAUACCAGAAUAUGAAAGCAGAGGCCUAUGCCCCAUUUGCGCCAAAGGAAAAGGAGAAGAAGAAGGAAGAAAAGAACAAUAACACUUCAGAGCCUCGGAGUGCCAAAGGUGCAAAAACGUCUUCUAUAUCAGACAAGAUUGGCAAUGUUUGGGCGCGUUUCAGCCGGCGACAGUCCGAUGAUCUUACUGCUGAGAUGGAGAGAAUUGAGAGCAGUGCCAAAGAAAUUGAGGAUCGUCUAAUGGAGAAGGCGAAGGCAGAAGCCGAGAGGACACCUUCACCAGAAGUUGAUCAUACAGAUUUAGAAUUCCGUCUUGACUACCAGCUGCAGGAAGGAAGCCUGGAAAAUAGCUACAUAUCUGUGCUCACCUCGCACACAUCCUAUUGGCAGAACACAGAUGUUGCGCUGUUUAUCUUGACAAGUCUUCACCCAGAACACAGGCCUACCACAUCCUGACAGGAUGAGUUGAUGCCUCUCUAUGGUGGGAGAGUGGUGGCAAUGGAGUCUGCGUUUAUGUAGAAUUAAAUUUGAGGUUAUUUUCUUUGCCAAGUUGAUCAAUUAUUCAUGCAUGAAAUACAUGUAAUAUGUAUAUCACCUGAUAACUCUCCAAAUAUUCUAGCUUUGACUGACAGUGCACAAAACUUGAAAGAAAAUCUUUAGAUAAAUCAGAGGUAACAAUCUAUUUGAUUUGCAUAAGCUUGAAAUUGAAAGGAAAAUAUUGUAAUCGUCGAUGUACUGUUUUUGUAGGAAUUUUCCGAUCGAGUUAGAUGCUAUUCAGUAGUAAAGAUAUAGGGUAUGUUUAGAGGUUUCAGGCCUAUUAGGAUUUUUUCGUUUAAGGCACCAUCAUUAAGAGGUGAAGCAUUGACUCUAUUUAUGUAUUAAUUGUGGAAUUGGAUAUGAAGUGACUGAAGAAUUCAGAGACAAAUACAUCAUCGAUAGGUUUUUCCUAUUUUGUGCACUUUGCUUUCAGUGCAAUUUAUGACUUUUAAAAGGCAUUUUGAAUUUUUGUUUUGUUUUGUGACCGAGUAGAAAAGCUCUUGUGUAAUCACACUUGAAGCCUUCUGAUGAUUGGACUGUCUAAUGAUAAAAAAACACUGCCAGCAAGGCCACAAUGGAGAAUCAGUUUUAGAGUAUUGCUGGGUUGGUCGCAAGCCAUUCUCUUUCAUUCGGUUCUUCAUGAUCAACCCUGUUGCUCAACAUGAACUUUCCACAAAUUAUUGUGAUUAUUGUAUAUUUCUGUGAUAAUAUCUCAAAACGUGCUUGAUCUCUGUGUGCUACAUGAGUUGGGAUAUUUUGAUGAACUUGUGGGUCCGGACCGGAGCUGGAGCUGUUCUAAUGGGUAGAGGGGAUCUUGAAAGCUAAUAAGCUCACAGUUGUUGACAUUUCUUUGCGUUAAUAUGACUACUUCCUCCUCAGUCGGCUGUCACAGUUUUUAAAGAUAACCGUUUAGGCAUCUAUAUCCUACAUUUUAUAUCACCUUCUUCCCUUCCUCAAGAUUUUUGAUUCUACCUUUGUAAAUCAGGCAGCAUUUUCACACCUGUACCAUUCUUUAACACGACUGUAAUCAUGUCUGCUGCCAUGAUUCAUACAAUUUGCUUAAUUGGGUGUUUAAUUCCUCGCAAAAAAUUUUUUCCUCAGGGUAACCCAUCCUGAAUUUUUGCAGUUAUUGUUUUGGCCUACAUGAUAAAAUAUCAUUUGCAGGUCAAUUUUGGAGCGCCAGCUACCACCAUCCGACCCGACUGUUUUUUAAAGGUGCACAAGCUGUUGAAGAUGUUUGUACAUUUUCCAGAUGGUACUAAAAUUGAACAAUAUUGACCAAAAUUAUGCAACGAAAGUUUAAUCAUUUGUUAUGAAAUGGCCAUUGUACUAAGGGUCGAGUCAGUCUGGUGCAGAUUUUAUCUGUGCUGAAAAUAUCAGGCAUAUUAUCAAGUAGUUUGAAACAUUUCAGGUUCAGAUAUUGACUUCUUUGUACUUAAUUGCCUAAAAGUGCUAAAUGUGGUAUAUCAAAUUUGAGAAAGAAUUUGAAAUUUUACUUGAAUACCUGUUGUACUUUAAAAUAAACUACUUUAGUUGCAAAUUCAAACGUUUGUAGGCCGUCUGUAUGAAACUGUGCUGAAAAGAAGCAACACUUUUAAACGUAGAUUGUCAAUGUGAAGUCCUUUCUCCUUGAUUUAGUAAUUCACUGCCACGUUCUUUGACCUCAGCAUCAACUUUUACGUCAAACGCUGAUCACGGUCCACUUUUGUGUGGUUGAUAAUAUUCCCAUUCCUAUCAGGUAUCAAGCUUUACCCAUUUACUUAAGCUUUACUCCCUUUUGGUGCUGAGGUUUUCCUCCCUGACCCUCCCAGGCUCGUGCUAGGAUUUGAACAAAAGAUUAAAUCAUGCAUUUUAGGAUAAUUCUCACGAGUCUGUUUUGUGAAAUGGUCUAACUUGACAUGUAUGUGAGCUCUUUUAAAGUGCAUUUCGUAAGAAGUUAAGCAUUUACCCACCUGUUUGGUGUUGCCAUUUCAAUGCAUUUUUAGUGUGUUUCAGUAAUUCGUUAGUCAUGGUGAUGGGGGCUGUCAAUAAAGUCUGUACACACCUUUUUCAGACCCCCUCCCUCUGUACACACCUUACGCACUGGUCCUAACCUCCCUCCAUACAUUCUAUAAUGUAUACUGGUAGUGCAUGAUAACCAGCAAUUUUGUCGGUGCCACCAUGAAGGUAUUAUUGAUAAUGAUAAUAAUUAAUAAUACAUCCAUGGUGGCACAUACACCACAAGGCAAGUGAAAUGCGAUUUAGAACAACACCACGAGUAGAACGACAUCAUGAGUAGAACAACAUCACGAGUAGAACAACAUCACGAGUAGAACAACAUCAUGGGUAGAACAACAUCACGAGUAGAACAACAUCACGGGUAGAACAACACCACGAGUAGAACGACAUCACGAGUAGAACAACAUCACGAGUAGAACAACAUCACGAGUAGAACAACAUCACGGGUAGAACAACAUCACGAGCAGAACAACAUCACGAGAUUGCAUCACCGACGACACUCACUGCUAUGGUGCUUGUUGCGAAAAAUUGCUUUGGUUGCCUAAGUGUGCUCUUGGAUAAACCCGCUUCUCAUGCACUCUGCCACCAACAACCCUCCCGUUCGUGACGUUGUGCUUUAUGGGCGGACCCUUUCCAGUUAUAUUAUAGCAAAGUAUAAGUUGAACACAGAAUUGCAGAUGGCAGCUCUAUUCUGAUUUUGAUUUGUUCCAUGCACCCUCUGAACCGGGGGCUCUAUUCUGAUUAUGGUUUGUUCCAGGCACCCUCUGAACAGGGAGCUCUACUCUGAUUAUGGUUUGUUCCAUGCACCCUCUGAAUAGGGAGCUCUAUUCUGAUUAUGGUUUGUUCCAUGCACCCUCUGAACAGGGAGCUCUAUUCUGAUUAUGGUUUGUUCCAGGCACCCUCUGAACAGGGAGCUCUAUUCUGAUUAUGGUUUGUUCCAUGCACCCUCUGAAAAGGGAGCUCUAUUUUGAUUGUGGUUUGUUCCAUGCACCCUCUGAACAGGGAGCUCUAUUCUGAUUAUGGUUUGUUCCAGGCACCCUCUGAACAGGGAGCUCUAUCCUGAUUAUGGUUUGUUCCAUGCACCCUCUGAAAAGGGAGCUCUAUUCUGAUUAUGGUUUGUUCCAUGCACCCUCUGAACAGGGAGCUCUAUCCUGAUUAUGGUUUGUUCCAUGCACCCUCUGAACAGGGAGCUCUAUCCUGAUUAUGGUUUGUUCCAAGCGCCCUCUGAACAGGGGACUGCUGUUGUUCUUGUUCUGUUGCUCCUCUUUUGGCUGCCAUUAGGAAUCCUGGCUCCUAACAUGAGGGACUUGAGCUUAAUUUUACCAUGAACACUUAGGUGGCAUGUACUUUAGAGCAGUAUAAACAAGUAGUUGUUCUAUCCCGAUGCAUUUCGUUUUUGCUGUAGUGCUAUCAGGUUCUGAUAUAGUUCUUCAGUGCUUUAUAGUAAGUCACACAAAAAACCUCACUCUGAGACUCACUAAAAAACCCCUUAGAAAUAUUCUCCGAAGUUAUAUUUUCCAAAGUCGUAUUCUCUUGAUUAAUCCAACCUAUUUCUAUGAUUUACCUGUACCAGCACAAUGAUUUAGUUGCAGAUUUAACUUUAAGAAGAAGCUCAACGCAAUUCAUAUUUGUCAACUGUGUAAUUGCAUUCAAGCCAUGAUUCAUUUUGAAACUUACCAGAUGUACUUGCAAGUACAAACUAGCAAAGUUUAUGUAUUUAUGUUUGAAUUCACAAAGGGUCAUAUAUCAUUUUCAAAAUCUUUAAUUUCUACAGAUUUGUCUCAACCUUCAAUUCAGUUCAUCCCAGUCAGGUGAUGUUUAAUUUUACUGUGAUUUUCAAACAUGUCAAAGCUGCAUGGUGUAUGUAAAGUUCAAGAAGUAUUUUGUCUGAUAAUUUUGUCUUUAAAUAAAGUAUUUUUUGAAUGCAAAGUACUCUUCAUGUUAUUGAUUUCGAAGUAGGGUCUACUUUCUCAAGACUGACUAAGCAGAUGGAG
This is a messenger RNA of Lineus longissimus, 6537 nucleotides long. RefSeq names its product phospholipase DDHD1-like. Lineage: Eukaryota; Metazoa; Nemertea; Pilidiophora; Heteronemertea; Lineidae. The transcript is spliced from 16 exons. Gene Ontology annotation, molecular function: metal ion binding; glycerophospholipase activity. Bases 248 to 2464 code for a protein of 738 amino acids. The record is from RefSeq and is a predicted model, not a curated record. Gene Ontology annotation, cellular component: cytoplasm.